Knipowitschia caucasica is the source of this 3075-nucleotide messenger RNA. Lineage: Eukaryota; Metazoa; Chordata; Actinopteri; Gobiiformes; Gobiidae. The record is from the annotation of a GenBank genome assembly.
AUGAAGCCGGCUCUGACACGUGGCUUUGUGCGCACGCAGACGCCGGGACGCCGUGUGCUGGUCCACACGCUCAAAGCCGAGGCCAAGAGCUCCUCUCUCGUGUCUCCUCACUCCUGUCUCCUGUCUCCUCUCUCCUCUCUCUCUCUCCUCUCUCUGUCUCUUGUCUCCUCUCUCGUGUCUCCUCACUCCUGUCUCCUCUCUCCUCUCUCCUGUCUCCUCUCUCCUGUCUCCUCUCUCCUCUCUCCUCUCUCCUGUCUCUUGUCUCCUCUCUCGUGUCUCCUCUCACUCCUGUCUCCUCUCUCGUGUCUCCUCUCUCCUGUCUCCUGUCUCCUCUCUCGUGUCUCCUCUCUCCUGUCUCCUCUCUCGUGUCUCCUCUCUCCUGUCUCCUGUCUCCUCACUCCUCACUCCUGUCUCCUCACUCCUGUCUCCUCACUCCUGUCUCCUGUCUCCUCACUCCUGUCUCCUCACUCCUGUCUCCUGUCUCCUCUCUCGUGUCUCCUGUCUCCUGUCUCCUCUCUCGUGUCUCCUCUCUCCUGUCUCCUCUCUCGUGUCUCCUCACUCCUGUCUCCUGUCUCCUCUCUCGUGUCUCCUCUCUCCUGUCUCCUCUCUCGUGUCUCCUCACUCCUGUCUCCUGUCUCCUCUCUCCUGUCUCCUCUCUCGUGUCUCCUCACUCCUGUCUCCUGUCUCCUCUCUCCUGUCUCUUGUCUCCUCUCUCGUGUCUCCUCUCUCCUGUCUCCUCUCUCGUGUCUCCUCACUCCUGUCUCCUGUCUCCUCUCUCCUGUCUCUUGUCUCCUCUCUUGUGUCUCCUCUCUCCUGUCUCCUCACUCCUGUCUCCUCUCUCCUGUCUCCUCUCUCGUGUCUCCUCACUCCUGUCUCCUGUCUCCUCUCUCCUGUCUCUUGUCUCCUCUCUCGUGUCUCCUCUCUCCUGUCUCCUCACUCCUGUCUCCUCUCUCCUGUCUCCUGUCUCCUCUCUCGUGUCUCCUCACUCCUGUCUCCUGUCUCCUCUCUCCUCUCUCCUCUCUCCUGUCUCUUGUCUCCUCUCUCGUGUCUCCUCACUCCUGUCUCCUGUCUCCUCUCUCCUCUCUCCUGUCUCCUCUCUCCUGUCUCCUCUCUCCUCUCUCCUGUCUCUUGUCUCCUCUCUCGUGUCUCCUCACUCCUGUCUCCUCACUCCUGUCUCCUCUCUCCUGUCUCCUGUCUCCUCUCUCGUGUCUCCUCUCUCCUGUCUCCUCUCUCGUGUCGCCUCUCUCCUGUCUCCUGUCUCCUCACUCCUCACUCCUCACUCCUGUCUCCUCACUCCUGUCUCCUCACUCCUGUCUCCUGUCUCCUCACUCCUGUCUCCUCACUCCUGUCUCCUCACUCCUGUCUCCUGUCUCCUCUCUCGUGUCUCCUCUCUCCUCUCUCCUGUAUCCUCUCUCGUGUCUCCUCUCUCCUGUCUCCUCUCUCGUGUCUCCUCUCUCCUGUCUCCUGUCUCCUCUCUCGUGUCUCCUCUCUCCUGUCUCCUCUCUCGUGUCUCCUCACUCCUGUCUCCUGUCUCCUCUCUCCUCUCUCCUGUCUCUUGUCUCCUCUCUCGUGUCUCCUCUCUCCUGUCUCCUCUCUCGUGUCUCCUCACUCCUGUCUCCUGUCUCCUCUCUCCUGUCUCCUCUCUCCUGUCUCCUCUCUCCUGUCUCCUCUCUCCUGUCUCCUCUCUCCUCUCUCCUCUCUCCUGUCUCUUGUCUCCUCUCUCGUGUCUCCUCACUCCUGUCUCCUCUCUCCUGUCUCCUGUCUCCUCUCUCGUGUCUCCUCUCUCCUGUCUCCUCUCUCGUGUCGCCUCUCUCCUCUCUCCUGUCUCCUGUCUCCUCUCUCCUGUCUCCUCUCUCCUGUCUCCUCACUCCUCACUCCUCACUCCUGUCUCCUCACUCCUGUCUCCUCACUCCUGUCUCCUGUCUCCUCACUCCUGUCUCCUCACUCCUGUCUCCUCACUCCUGUCUCCUGUCUCCUCACUCCUGUCUCCUCACUCCUGUCUCCUGUCUCCUCACUCCUGUCUCCUCUCUCCUGUCUCCUCUCUCGUGUCGCCUCUCUCCUCUCUCCUGUCUCCUCACUCCUCACUCCUCUCUCGUGUCUCCUCUCUCCUGUCUCCUCUCUCGUGUCUCCUCUCUCCUCUCUCCUCUCUCGUGUCUCCUCACUCCUGUCUCCUCACUCCUGUCUCCUGUCUCCUCUCUCCUGUCUCUUGUCUCCUGUCUCGUGUCUCCUCUCUCCUGUCUCCUCACUCCUCACUCCUCUCUCGUGUCUCCUCACUCCUGUCUCCUGUCUCCUCACUCCUGUCUCCUGUCUCCUCACUCCUGUCUCCUCUCUCCUGUCUCCUCUCUCGUGUCGCCUCUCUCCUCUCUCCUGUCUCCUCACUCCUCACUCCUCUCUCGUGUCUCCUCUCUCCUGUCUCCUGUCUCCUCUCUCGUGUCUCCUCUCUCCUCUCUCCUAUCUCCUCUCUCGUGUCUCCUCUCUCCUCUCUCCUGUCUCCUCUCUCCUCUCUCCUGUCUCCUCUCUCCUCUCUCCUGUCUCCUCUCUCCUCUCUCCUGUCUCCUCACUCCUGUCUCUGAGGGCGAGAAGUCACGGCGCUGGAAUCAUAAAUGGAUCCAAAGAACGCCACACGAGCCGCCGUGUCAUCAUCCCCUCGCCAUCAGCUCCUCGCCAUCAGCAGAGCGGCCGCAGCCCGAGGGCUGCACUGUAAACAACGCUCUGUGGCGCAUGCUAACGAGGGCGCCACCCAACGCCGUCGCGCAUGCUAACGAGGGCGCCACGGCACGCAGAGUUAGCAUUCCACACAGAGACAGGCACCUGCAGCCGCAUACAGAGCACCCACCACCCACUGAGGGAAUCCUCCACAGGAGCCAGAGCAGUCAACACGACGGCGUGGCGUGUGGAAGCGUGGCGUGUGGAAGCGUGGCGUGUGGAAGCGUGGCGUGUGGAAGCGUGGCGUGUGGAAGCGUGGCGUGUGGAAGCGUGGCGUGUGGAAGCGUGGCGUGUGGAAGCGUGGCGUGUGGAAGCGUGGCGUGUGGAAGCGUGGCGUGUGGAAGCGUGGCGUGUGGAAGACCAGCGUAG